CUUGUCCUUCACGAAUCGCAAUAACUGCAACGGAACCAUGUCUUCGAAUUUGAAUGAAGUUCAGAAUGCUACUGUCGGUAUGACGGUUGGCGUUAUCGAGGUUGUCAUAUUGCAACCCUUCAAUUACGCUAAAAACAUGGUCCAACAAGCGCAACCCAUUUCCUUGUCGCCGGCGAAAUGGUACCGCGGCGUAGGCGCUAACAUGGUGAAUAUGGGAAGCUGCACCAUGAUUCAGUUUGCCGUUGGCGGAAAGCUAAAGAAUCUUGUACUCAAUGGUGAUACGCGCAAUCUCUCCCUGGCGGAAGAAAUGUCCUGCGGUAUUGGUGCAGGGACGGUAUCCGCCUUGGUCGGUAGUCCACUCGAACUGAUCAUGAUUCAACAACAGCGCAAAGGAGGUAACACGCUAUCGACGAUCAAGAAUAUUGCGGCGAACCCGGUCAACAUUUCGCGUGGUUUCGUCGGCGCUGCUGUCCGAGAAGCCUUGUGGACCUGUGGCUACCUUAGUAUCCCUCCUGUCGUUCGUCGGACUCUUAUGGAAAGUUAUCCGGAACAGUUUCCGGACAAAAAUAAAGCACGCGUUCCGGCCGCAUUAUUGGGUGGCCUGUUUGCCUGCUACAUGACGCAUCCGUUCGACACCAUUAAAACGUGCAUGCAGGGUGAUAUUGAACGCACUGCCUACGGUACGUUUACCCAAACGGCCAGUAAAAUUUGGGGAGACUCAUCGUUACCGGGCUUUUAUCGUGGUGCCACCUUUCGGUACGGACGAAUGGUGUGUGCUGUCUUCAUCAUGGACUAUAUGAAAGAUUUUAUGGGCCAGCUCAUGUAUCCGGAAGCCUUCAAGUAG
Messenger RNA from Phaeodactylum tricornutum CCAP 1055/1, 844 nucleotides. RefSeq lists its product with no specific name. The transcript is spliced from 2 exons. The record is from RefSeq and is a predicted model, not a curated record. NCBI's taxonomy places the organism in Eukaryota, Bacillariophyta, Bacillariophyceae, Surirellales, Neidiaceae. Gene Ontology annotation, biological process: mitochondrial citrate transmembrane transport. The coding region runs from base 38 to 844 and encodes 268 amino acids.